Molecule: messenger RNA, 1144 nt
Organism: Drosophila ananassae
Lineage: Eukaryota; Metazoa; Arthropoda; Insecta; Diptera; Drosophilidae
Product: elongation of very long chain fatty acids protein F
Exons: 2
Coding region: 174-965 (263 amino acids)
Biological process (GO): sphingolipid biosynthetic process; very long-chain fatty acid biosynthetic process; fatty acid elongation, polyunsaturated fatty acid
Cellular component (GO): endoplasmic reticulum membrane
Molecular function (GO): fatty acid elongase activity
Source: RefSeq, a predicted model, not a curated record
ACGUAUUUAUAGGAAUACCUUAUUUCUUAUACCUUAUACCUAUUUGUGUCACACUUGCGGUGCUGUGAGUGUUAAAUUAGCAUUAAUUUAAAAUCGGAUUCAGCGAUCCGCGAUUAGACAUUCGAACGAUUAGUUACCGUCCCGCCGACAACCAGAACACACCGAAAAGCACAAUGCUGGCCUCCAUACUGAAUACCUUGGAGAGGGAACCCGCGGAUCCUGUGCGGCUGCCUCUCCUCACCAGCCAGAGGCCCCUCCUGAUCCUCCUGGGCAGCUAUUUGCUGUUCAUCAAGGUUAUCGGGCCGAAAAUAAUGGAGAAUCGGAAGCCAUUCGAUUUGCGAGGUGCGAUCAGAAUCUACAACUUAACGCAGAUCGUUUACAAUCUCCUUAUGUUUUCAUUUGCUGUCUAUUUUAUGCUGGGACCUGCCAACUACAACUUUAAGUGCAUCCAAAACUUACCCCUUGAACACGCCUACAAGGACUGGGAACGUUGGCUCUGCUAUUCGUAUUUCCUCAACAAAAUCCUGGAUCUGUUGGAAACAAUCUUCUUCGUCCUGCGCAAGAAGUACCGCCAAAUAUCCUUUCUGCACGUCUUUCAUCAUGUUUACAUGAUCUAUUUCAGUUACCUGUAUUUGUGGUAUUACGGUUAUGGCGGACACGGUUUCUUCAUGUGCUUCUUCAACGUUAUAGUGCAUAUUGUAAUGUAUACGUAUUACUAUCAAGCCGCCAAGGACGCGAAGGCGAAUCUGUGGUGGAAGAAGUACAUCACCGUUGUCCAGUUGGUUCAGUUCGGGAUCAUAAUGUGCCACAGUUUGUACACUUUAAUGCAACCCGAUUGCCCCUCGGCGCAGUUUUCGGCCAAAGCCUCCGGUUCAGUCUCUAUUUUCUUUUUCCUUCUGUUUAGUAAUUUCUACAUAAAUGCAUAUAUUUUGCCAAACAAAAAAGCCAACAAAAAGGUCCAGUAAAUAAAAUAAUUAACUCAUUAAUUUAAUUUGAAAGUCUAAUUAUUCGAAAAUGUGUUUGUGGGGCACAAAGUACCUACUUGGUAUUCAAAACAAUUCAAAACAAUUGUUAAAAUUUUAUGGUUUAAUUGUGCUAUUGUAUUUCAUGUUUAUGAGACUAUUAUGUAUUAAAUUUUUUACAA